Messenger RNA from Salmo salar (Atlantic salmon), 1950 nucleotides. RefSeq names its product copper metabolism (Murr1) domain containing 1 (gene commd1). Gene Ontology annotation, cellular component: endosome. The record is from RefSeq and is marked provisional. Gene Ontology annotation, biological process: positive regulation of protein ubiquitination; regulation of proteasomal ubiquitin-dependent protein catabolic process; negative regulation of sodium ion transmembrane transport. NCBI's taxonomy places the organism in Eukaryota, Metazoa, Chordata, Actinopteri, Salmoniformes, Salmonidae.
CAACAUGGCGGAUGUUGAAACAUCGAAAUCUUUGAACGGUUUGCUGAAUGGAAUAGCACAAAUAGUGUAUUAUAAUAAUGCUGAAAUAACAGAGGAACUUUUGAAAAAUGAACUUUAUCCAGACUUAACGCAGGAGGAGUUUCGCGCGAUGCAUGAAAAGAUGAAAGGUCUUAUAAAGUCUAUCGCCACUGCUAACAUGGAUCAGGCCCAGCUGGAAGCCUUCCUGACUGCCCAGACCAGGAAGCAGGGCACGGGGGGUGUGAGCGCCGAGCAGGCGGCCGCCCUCUCCCGGUUCUGGAAGAGCCACCGGGCCCGGGUGAGGGAGAGCCUGCUGGGCCAGAGCCGCUGGGAGCCCGGCCUGAAGGGCCUCACCUGGAGGGUGGACCUCCAGACCUCAGCCAGCAGAGGAGGGGCCGUUAACAUUCCCGUGGCCCUGGUGGAGCUGGAACUGGGCAGGGCUGGAGAGGACUCAGACUUUGUGUGUCUGGAGUUUGACGAGGCGAAGGUGAACCAGGUGUUGAAGAAGAUGGCGGAGAUCCAGGAGAGCAUCGACACCAUCGUACACCGCAGCUAGGGUCUACAUUUCUGUGUGAAAUAGGAGAGAAACGUCCCCGUUCUGUAAAAACAAUAAGUGGGUUUCCUGUCUUUUCCUGUCAUUUCUCUUCGUUCUAUGACUUGGACAGAAAACAUUAGCCUGCCAUGCAGCAGACGGGAAAACUAUGCAUUAUAGAUGUAUCUUUAUACCUUAUUUACUGUACACACUGGCUAGCUAAUUUCUUCCAGUAAGUCCUAUCUGAGUCUAACAAAGGGGAUAUUGUUCAAUCACUGCUAGAGAACCUGCUGUGUGUUUUGUUUUGUGGCCAGGAAGGAAGACUUCUUUUCACGUACAGAACAUGUAGUACUCUUAUGCUUGAUUUACAAUUAGUGCAAUAUCCAUUUUGUACAUGCCCGUUGCCAUUCCAGACAGUGACACAUUGAUUUUUUUCAGUUUAAGCCUAGUAAACCUAACAUCCCCUUGCUUAAUGUUGGGCAGACAACUUGUACAAUAUCGUUGUUCCCAAUAGGAGCUGCUUCUUUCAACACUAUUUCUAGCCCCUCAACAUUCCGGCUGCCUGACCUGGCCUGAACUUUCCGUACUGGGCACAGACCAGGGGUGUAGGCUGUUCAUUGAGGUGAGACAUUCACAACAUUGCAAGUAGAAAUAGAACUGACAAGAUUUGCUAUUCUACAUGACAGACAAGCCUAUCUGUUGUACAUGCAAAAUAAGGAUCUGAACAUGUAUGGUUGCACCCUCCUGGACACCCUCCUGGACACCCUCCUGGACAGGCCCACAUGCUGUCCCAAUUGGCCCAAUGUCUUAAAUAUCCUUAUUUUCGUGUCUCACUUAUUUUGUAUUGAUUGGAAAGACUUGAUUGUGGAAAAGCAAAAUGAUGGAAAUGUAUCAGGUUCUUUGAACUGUCAGUGAUCAUAAAAGAGAAAAAAGGAACAUUUAUUCAUCCAUAGUGAUGUCAUAAAGAUGAAUUUGUACAAUAAAGGUUAGAACUGGGACGAUAAACCAAAAAUGAUUGAUACUGACCGAACCGACCAAUUAGCUGGAACAUUUUACUGAUAUCGAGGAAUGCGUAGUUUAAAAAAUUCAUUAAGUCUGCUAAUAUAUGCUAUUUCUAACUGGAUAAUUGAUUGCUACAACAUUGUAACUGAAGUAACUGGUGCACAUUCAUGUUAUCAAUUUAUUGUUCAGUUUGUCGUUAUCGUGAUAAUUCAGUUGAUUUGUCCAUAUCGCCCAGCUCUAAUGAAAGGUCCAUGUCAUCUUAUUACCCCCAUUUGCAAAAUGGGAUAUCAACCAACACUUUGGACCAGGUGUUAAAAUGUUUUAUUAAACUGUAACAAAAUGUAUCAAAGCCUGCUUUUCAUGUUGUCUUUGUAAUGAAUAAAACAAAGUUAAAGGAC